AAUAGAUGAACCGACUUCAAAAUUAGGGAUUUCCAUCAUCAACAAAUAAACCGCUCCUGAGCCAGUUUCGAUCGAAACAAGCGAAAACAAAGAGACCCGCGGCGAGUAAUGGCGUCGGUUGCUAUCGAGACGAGCCAGGUGGUGGCUGAGGGCGGCGAGAUGGUGAAGGUACGGGGAGGCGGCGGCGAGGGGCUGAGGCAGUACUACACUCAGCAUAUCCACGACCUCCAGCUCCAAGCUCGCCAGAAGGCUCACAACCUUAAUCGCCUCGAGGCGCAGAGGAACGAUCUCAACUCCAAAGUGAGAAUGUUGCGGGAGGAAUUGCAACUGCUUCAGGAACCUGGAUCAUAUGUUGGCGAAGUAGUGAAAGUUAUGGGUAAAUCAAAAGUUUUAGUGAAGGUUCAUCCAGAAGGAAAGUACGUUGUUGACAUUGACAAGAACAUUGAUAUAACCAAGAUCACGCCUUCAACUAGAGUUGCUCUUCGCAAUGAUAGCUAUGUUCUUCAUUUGGUACUUCCCAGCAAAGUAGACCCAUUGGUCAAUCUUAUGAAGGUUGAGAAAGUUCCUGAUUCUACAUAUGAUAUGAUUGGAGGUCUUGAUCAGCAAAUCAAAGAGAUUAAAGAGGUUAUUGAGCUUCCGAUCAAGCACCCCGAACUGUUUGAGAGCCUUGGAAUAGCUCAGCCUAAGGGAGUGUUGCUUUAUGGGCCACCAGGUACAGGGAAAACUUUGCUUGCGAGAGCGGUGGCUCAUCAUACUGAUUGCACCUUUAUCCGUGUCUCUGGUUCUGAGUUGGUUCAGAAAUACAUUGGAGAGGGUUCUAGAAUGGUUCGAGAACUUUUUGUUAUGGCUAGGGAGCAUGCCCCGUCAAUCAUAUUCAUGGAUGAAAUUGAUAGUAUUGGAUCUGCUAGAAUGGAAUCAGGGUCUGGUAAUGGUGACAGUGAAGUGCAAAGGACAAUGCUCGAGCUUUUGAAUCAGCUUGAUGGGUUUGAAGCAUCAAACAAAAUCAAAGUUUUGAUGGCCACAAAUAGGAUUGAUAUUUUGGAUAAAGCCCUUCUCAGGCCAGGUCGUAUUGACAGAAAAAUCGAGUUCCCCAACCCCAAUGAAGAUUCCCGUUUUGAUAUCUUGAAGAUUCACUCGAGGAAAAUGAACUUGAUGCGAGGAAUUGAUCUUAAGAAGAUUGCAGAAAAAAUGAAUGGUGCUUCUGGCGCAGAACUCAAGGCUGUGUGCACAGAGGCAGGUAUGUUUGCACUCAGGGAGAGAAGAGUCCAUGUGACCCAAGAGGAUUUCGAGAUGGCUGUAGCUAAGGUCAUGAAGAAAGAAACAGAGAAGAACAUGUCCCUCAGAAAACUAUGGAAGUGAUCUGCUCGUUUCAUCUCGGCACCAGACAUGUCUAUUGACUAUCACCCUUUUUUUUCCCCUUCUGUUGAUGGACACGUAACUUAACUGCAUACUUGUUAUAAUUAAGCUUCAACCUCAAUGUAAUUGAUUUGUUUUCAUCAUCCGCCAAAUCUGAUUGCA
Molecule: messenger RNA, 1518 nt
Organism: Asparagus officinalis (garden asparagus)
Lineage: Eukaryota; Viridiplantae; Streptophyta; Magnoliopsida; Asparagales; Asparagaceae
Product: 26S protease regulatory subunit 8 homolog A
Exons: 9
Coding region: 109-1359 (416 amino acids)
Biological process (GO): proteasome-mediated ubiquitin-dependent protein catabolic process
Cellular component (GO): proteasome regulatory particle, base subcomplex
Molecular function (GO): proteasome-activating activity; ATP hydrolysis activity; ATP binding
Source: RefSeq, a predicted model, not a curated record